Monopterus albus (swamp eel) is the source of this 2776-nucleotide messenger RNA. RefSeq names its product septin 9b (gene septin9b). Gene Ontology annotation, molecular function: GTP binding. The coding region runs from base 176 to 2029 and encodes 617 amino acids. NCBI's taxonomy places the organism in Eukaryota, Metazoa, Chordata, Actinopteri, Synbranchiformes, Synbranchidae. The record is from RefSeq and is a predicted model, not a curated record. The transcript has 11 exons.
GCAACAAGAUAUAAAAGUUAGAGGCAAGUCAGAGAAAAUAAGCUAUAAGGCACUUAAAUUGGACUUUCCCCCUCAUUUACUCUUUUAAUUUUAUUUUAAAUUAGUUCAGAAUUAGGAGGGAGACACUUUAAAGUUGAAAGACAAAGAGGUUUUGAAAUAUUUCCUGAGUGCAAAGAUGUCUGAUUCUGGAGUCAGUCCACACUUGGAUGGAAUUAUUUCUGAUUUUGAAGCUCUGAAGAGAUCCUUUGAAGUGGAGGAUGUUGAUACUUCAGGUCACUCUUCGCCCGGCCCCCGCCGUACAACCAGCUCCUCUCACCGUAACACCAUGUCUCCUACCAGCAUCUACUACCGAGAUCUGGGCACUGCCAACCCACCCACCACCACCAACAACCUCAACUUCACCCAACCCCGCUCCAUCAUGGGUGGAGGAGGCUCCAAGCCCCCCGAGCCCAUGUCGCGCCGCUCUGAACUUUCCAUUGACAUCUCAUCUUCUUCCAGCAAGCAGGUUGAUAAUGUCACCAGCCCUGCUUCCACACGCUUCAUGACUAAUAGUGUCCUGAAACGCCUCGAAGUUCUGGGCCACUCCAAAACCCCUGAGGUGAGCCACAAGAGGGAGGUCACCUUUGCCAGAGCACCUAGUGACUCCCCAGUGAUACGCCGCCAUGAGGGCAGCAGUAACAACAAUGGGAUCAGCCGUGCUCCCGAGCAGAAUCACGCUCGCAGGUUUGAGCCCCCUGGUCCUGGGGAUGUACGCAAACCUGACAUCAGCACCACCAGAGCUCCUCCAGAGAACAACAGCCACCACCCAUCAGUGCACCACCCACAUCAUCCCAACCCUCACCACAACACCAUUGUCACCACCUUCCGCUGCUCCUCCCCUAAUCUGCCUGGACGCAAAUCUCCCAACCCUGACAGGUCAGAGGUCAAUCUGAGCCACAGCAACAUGUCUGAGACCGCCAAGCCCCACCACCCUGUCCCUCCAGGUAAGGGGGAGAAGACCCAUGACAGCGACUUCAGCUACGUGGGCAUCGAUGCCAUUCUGGAGCAGAUGAGGAGGAAGGCUAUGAAGCAGGGCUUCGAGCUCAACAUCAUGGUCGUGGGUCAAAGUGGCUUGGGGAAGUCCACCCUGAUGAACACCCUGUUCAAAUCCAAGGUGAGCCGUAAAUCAGUUCAGCCCGUGCCAGAGGAGAGGAUCCCCAAGACCGUCGAGAUCAAGUCCAUCAGUCACGAUAUUGAGGAGAAAGGAGUGAGGAUGAAGCUGACAGUAAUUGAUACUCCUGGCUUUGGAGAUCAGAUCAACAAUGAAAACUGCUGGCAGCCCAUUAUGAAGUUUAUCAACGACCAGUAUGAAACCUACCUACAGGAGGAAAUCAACAUCGACAGGAAGAAGAGGAUCCCAGACUCCAGGGUGCACUGCUGCAUAUACUUCAUACCUCCCACUGGGCACUGUCUGAGGCCUCUGGAUGUGGAGUUCAUGAGUCGUCUCAGUAAAGUGGUAAACAUCGUCCCAGUCAUCGCCAAAGCUGACACGCUCACCCUGGAGGAGAGGGACCACUUUAAACAGACGAUUAGAGGAGAGCUGCGAGCCAAUGGAGUUGAUGUUUACCCUCAGAAAGAGUUUGACGAGGAUGCGGAGGACAGGGUGAUCAAUGAUAAAAUCAGGGAGAUGAUUCCAUUUGCUGUGGUGGGCAGUGACCAGGAGUACCAGGUGAACGGGAAAAGGAUUCUUGGCAGGAAAACAAAGUGGGGCACCAUAGAGGUUGAGAAUAUCGCACACUGUGAGUUUGCUUACCUGCGAGACCUUCUCAUCAGGACACACAUGCAGAACAUCAAGGAUAUCACGGGCAGCAUCCACUAUGAAACCUACCGUGUCCGCCGGUUAAACGAAUCUAACACCCAUUUCACCUCUCACGCCUCUGACGAUCCUGCUCUUCAGCCAGAGAGCAAUGGUCAGCAGGAGGAGCGACCCAGCUCCCCGCAGGCCAACGGAGUGGCUGCUCAACAUGAAGCUCUGUCCCACGAGAUGUAGAGAGUCCCUGUGUGGUGCCAAAAAUGAUGAUUCCCGGCACAAACCAUACACUCAUACGUAUAUUCUGUUUACAUAAACAUGAACACAGUCACAAACUCAUGCUGUGAAGACAAUUUAUAUGACCUAGAAGGACUGCCUAACCACAGCUUUUAAUUUAUUAGGACGUUACAUGACACAGAGUAUCCCAACAUUUUCCUUCAGUGGGCUGGUUUCCUGUCUUCUUCCUUCAUUACAAUUAUUAUGAGCAAAAUCAGCCAUUACUGCAGGCCCACAUAUUGUAUACAACUCCUUUUUGUUUUUUUUUCCCCCAUCUGCCUGACUGUCCAGUGCCGUCCACAUUCAGGUUGGUUUUCAAUAAACCACAAAAAUCGUCAGGUUAUGAAGAAACAAAAAUGUAUUCAUACAGUACAUAUCUCAUAGCUCUGCAGUGGAGAGUACAGCAAGCAGUAACAGUGAAGCAAUAGGCACAAGAGUUUGAUCAGAAUCAGUCGGAAUGAUGGAAAGCAUGUCCAGAUGUGUCAGAUUUGUCCCAUCCCUGUGGGGUACAGAAUACCUGUGCAGAAUCUUAGGAUCAGAUGAUGCUAGAUUAGCUCUAAACUAGAAGUAACGUGUCACUGGCCUGGUCUGCUUUGUGUUGUGCAUGGUUUUGUAUAGAUGCUAGGGGUUAGGUAGGGAUAUUUAGAGUAGGUUUAUAGUGUAAUGGAGGAAGUGAAGAUGUUGUUGACACCUCCACACUGCAAAACAAAA